Messenger RNA from Sphaerodactylus townsendi, 2117 nucleotides. It is a transcript of the gene ODAD4, whose product is annotated as outer dynein arm docking complex subunit 4. Gene Ontology annotation, cellular component: cytoplasm. Lineage: Eukaryota; Metazoa; Chordata; Lepidosauria; Squamata; Sphaerodactylidae. Bases 56 to 1915 code for a protein of 619 amino acids. The transcript is spliced from 12 exons. Gene Ontology annotation, molecular function: protein binding. The record is from RefSeq and is a predicted model, not a curated record.
GCUACCGUUGCUAGGAAAUGGCUUCGCGUCUUCCCCGGCCUCGCAGGCUCCGAGAAUGGGCGAUUCGGAGGGCGAGAGUCUGCGGGGAUCGUUCCCCAGUCUCAUGGCCGAAGGACUGAUGCUGAGCCGGCGCGGGGAGCUGGCCAAAGCUGUGUCCUGCUAUAGUUAUGCCUUGCAGCUCCAGGCAGCGGACAGGAACUGUCUUGUUGCCCGUUCAAAAUGCUACCUGAGACUCGGAGAUACAGAAAAUGCUCUGAAGGAUGCAGAGGCAUCCCUGGAAAAUGACAAAGAGUUUACUAAGGGCCUUUACCAGAAAGCAGAAGCAUUGUACACCAUGGGAGACUUUGAAUUUGCCUUGGUCUUUUACCAUCGAGGGUACAAGCUUCAGAGGUUGCAGAAAUUCAAGCUGGGCAUUCAGAAAUGUCAAGAGGCCAUUGAAAAUUCAGUUGGUAGCCCUGCUUCUGUGAAACUGAAGGAUAGAGGAGGCUUUUUGAGCCGCCAGGCAGAGCAGAGCAAAAAAGCCAAACAGAAGCUUCAGGUCAAGUUCCCCCCAAAGGACGUAAGAUACGGAAGUCGGCAGCAGGAGACCGUGCGGAAUGAGAAGACAGAACGGCAGCUCCUCGGGGAGCUCUACGUUGACAAAGCUUUCCUGGAGAAACUGCUCAAGGAUGAAGACUUGAUCAAAAGUACAACCAAGCACGGGAUCACCGUUGGAGACUUGAUUCAGGAAGGCCUUUCCUACCUGGACACCCGCACAGACUUUUGGCAGCAGCAGAAACCCAUCUAUGCCCGGAUCAGAGAUCGCAAGCUUGUGCUGAAAAGAUGGACUCGAGAUCAAAAGCGGAAACCCUCGGAGGUGGCCAGAUACAUCCUCAAGAGCAUGGAGGAUAUUGAUAUGUUGCUGACAAGUGGCUGUCCUGAACGAAGCUGCCAGAAGGCUGAACAAAUGCUGAAAAAGAUCCAUGGCUGGUCUGACGACGAGAUCCCAAAUAGAAGUGAGCUGCUGGGAAAUCUCUACAGCUGCAUCGGAAAUGCUCACAUUGAGAUGGGGAACAUGGGGGCAGCUCUGCAGAGCCACCAGCUGGAUCUGGACGUUGCCAGGGAAAACGACCUGACUGACGCCAUCUCCAGGGCCCUGGACAAUAUCGGCAGAGUGUACGCCCGCACAGGCCAUUUCCAGGAAGCUAUUGACACGUGGGAACAGAAGAUUCCGCUUGUGAAGAGCAACCUGGAGAAGAUUUGGCUGUUCCAUGAAAUCGGCAGGUGCUACCUAGAGAUCAACAAAGCCGCUGAGGCUCGGGACUAUGGGGAGAAAUCCUUGGCCUGUGCAGAGGAGGAAGGGGAUGUCGAGUGGCAACUGAAUGCCGGCGUUUUAGUGGCACAAACACAAGUGAAAUUGGAGGAUUUCCAGUCGGCGGUCAUGCACUUUGAGAAGGCUUUGGAGAAGGCAAAGCGCAUCCACAACGAUGCGGCUCAGCAAGCAAUCAUCAUUGCCCUGGAUGAAGCCAACAAAGGAUUCAUCAAGGAGCUGAAGGAAGAACGGCGUCUCGAGAGGCUGCGUGAAAUGAGAGAGUUCGAGGAUGAAGAGGAGGAGGAGGAAAACCUUGACCGAGAUGCUGAAAGAAAAGUAGCUGUCCAAGAGCAGGAGGCCACAGUAGAAAAACAGGAAGAGGAGGCGGCUGAGAAGACUGCAAUAGCUGAGGGAGAAAAUGAGGUAGCAGGCACCGAAAAUGAGGUAGCAGGCACCGAGGGAGCAGAGCAGGGUGGCUCUGAGGAGGGGCCAAGAGAAGCUGGGCAGGAGGUAGGAGAAACUGGGGGACAGCCUGAAAGGACAGAAGACUCAGAGAAGGAGGAAGACCCAGAAAACUUAAGCAAGGACAUCCCAGAAAACUUAAGCAAGGACAUUCCAGGAUAAGGUGCUUUGGACGCGCUGGGCUUGUAUGAGUCUUCAUUCCGGAGUCAGCCAGGUUGCUCCAAUAACAGGAGCCAUUCCAACAAGCAACCAUUUUGCUUUUUUGAUAUAUUCUUAGAUUCCAAGAAUGUAGGAAAUUCUGUCAUUUAGGUAAGAUGUUUUGGCAAUCGGAUAAAAGGAAUAAUUAAAGAUUCUUCUCGAUAUA